Penaeus vannamei (Pacific white shrimp) is the source of this 619-nucleotide messenger RNA. RefSeq names its product NADH dehydrogenase [ubiquinone] 1 beta subcomplex subunit 3 (gene ND-B12). Gene Ontology annotation, biological process: mitochondrial respiratory chain complex I assembly; electron transport chain. Gene Ontology annotation, cellular component: mitochondrion. NCBI's taxonomy places the organism in Eukaryota, Metazoa, Arthropoda, Malacostraca, Decapoda, Penaeidae. The record is from RefSeq and is a predicted model, not a curated record.
AAAGAAUCAAAAUAAAAGCGGGAAUAAGAUUAACUUAUUCGUAAAAUUCCGUCGGUCUUUGAGGAUCAGCUGGGAACUCUGCGAAAAAGAUGGGAGGAGGUGCGGCCAACUACACUAUUCCUGACUGGCGGAAGUACAAAGUGGAAAAUGCACCAGAAUUAGUGCAAGUACAGAGGGCCUUGGCCUCUCAUGGCUUGAAGGAUCCAUGGCUUCGAAAUGAAGUCUGGCGUUACGACACCACACAGUUUGGAUCCCAUGGACCCCGCUUAAGGCUGGCAUUCUUCAGAGGCUUCAAAUUGGGCCUGAUUGCAGCUGUUGCAACUGUUGCCAUUGAACGUUCCCUUGGUGGUGGACAUGGUCAUGGCCAUGGCGAUCACCACUGAUUUAGAAUAUUACAUCAAGGUAUCGCCAGUUGUAUAUAAAAAUUGUGUGCAUAACUCGGUGCAAGAAAUGUUGUCAUAUCUAUUGUUUCAUUUAAUUCAUGUGGUGAGCUGAAAACAUCACAGAGCUUUUAUGUUAAUUCUCUCCCUCUCCUGUGAACUGCGAGCUGCAUUGUAAGCUCUAGCACCAUCAAAAAAUUUAGAAUGUACAUUUUCAGUGAUAAUAAAUUCUUCUGUAA